Molecule: messenger RNA, 1864 nt
Organism: Centruroides sculpturatus (bark scorpion)
Lineage: Eukaryota; Metazoa; Arthropoda; Arachnida; Scorpiones; Buthidae
Product: dentin sialophosphoprotein-like
Exons: 5
Coding region: 94-1548 (484 amino acids)
Source: RefSeq, a predicted model, not a curated record
AGUCAAUCAUAUCUAGGCGAAGAAGGGAUACUCAUAAAUCACAGAGAGAUGUUUUCUGUGUAAUAUCUCCGAGAAGAAGUGAAAAAAAUAGUGAUGACAUCAAAAAGUGUGAGAAACUUAGAACGUUCCAAUCUCAUUGUCAUCAAUCCAGUGCCAAUAGUAACACCGACAAAUGACAAUAAUUCAAUAAUUCCAACGUCAAAGCUCUUGAUAUCAAAGAACAUGAAAAAUGUGAUGAUCAGUGAUGAUGAUUCAUCAUCUCCGAAGAUGGUUUAUUCUAAAUCGAAAGGUUAUAAUAGAUUCAGUAGAUUUGAAUCAGAAUCCUAUUCUGAUAGUGAUUCAGACAGCAGUGACUACAGAAAUGAUAGAAGUGAUGAUUUUAUAUGCUCAGAUGAAAAGGAGAUUCUUCGUGGAAGUGAUUUUUCGUCUGUUGAAAUAAAAAAACAACACACAGAUUUGUUUUGUUCGAGUGUUGUUUCUAAUUCGGCUGGAGAGUUGGAAGAUGAUCUUAAAUUGGCAUCUUGUGAUGACAAACUACACACAGACAUUUCUGCUGAAAGAAAUGAUGAUAAUAUUGUAGUGAUAAGUUCACCUGACAAAAACAAAACAGAAAUUGUGGAGGAACAAUUAGUAAUCAGUGAUGAUAAAGAAAUUAGCUCAUGUAAACUUAGUGAUGAUUUGAAGCCAUCCACUGAGAACAUUUGUAGUGAUAUAUACAAGAGAGAACAUAUAAAUAAUCAGGAAAGUUUAUCAAAAACAGUGCAUAAAGAUGAUUGUGGCAGUGAAAAAGUAGGUGAUCAUAGAAAAGAAAAAGGAAGUGAUUCUGACUCAUUAAAAAAUCAUUGGGAUAAAAUAUCAGAAAGGAAGGAGAUUUCAUUUAACAGUUCAAAAAACGAUUCAUUUCAAUCGAAGUAUCUUGGAUGGGAUUUACGGAUGCAACUGAAUUGCAAUAACAAGUCUCGUUCUCCUUCAGUCAAUUCUUUGUCUAGUAGAAGCCAUAAAAGCUUAAGUCGAAGUAGAAGUCCAAGUCCCGUAUUGAAAUCAGUACUAAGUGUUGUAAAGCAAGUACCAGAAAGAAAAUCAAGAUCUGAAAGAAGAAGUAGAAGCAAGAAAGAUCAGUCAAUCAUAUCUAGGCGAAGAAGGGAUACUCAUAAAUCACAGAGAGAUGUUUUCUGUGUAAUAUCUCCGAGAAGAAGUGAAAAAAAUAGUGAUGACAUCAAAAAGUGUGCAUCAUCCACGGAAGAAGCAAGAAAAUUACCCAUCUACAUGAGAUUAGGAGUCUCUGUUAAGAAUAUACAUAAGAGCUCGAAAAGAAAUAGCAGUUCUUCACCGUCCGAAGAUCACCACAAGGAGAAAAGGAUCAAAGUUAUCAAAUGCUCUACUUCCGACUGCGAGAAACAGAGGAGGGUCACCUUUUCCCGCUCUGACGACGACCGAUACCACAGCAAACACCACAAAGAAAAUUCCGUCACAGAACACAAGAAAAAGUCGUCGGAGAAGAAAUCAGGGAGAAAAGAAAAAAGAUCUCACUUGCACAGGAAACGGUGAGAAUCAGGUUUUAAGAGAUGCAAAAGUCAAGUAGUGAUGCGAAAAAAUGGAGAAUCUGUGAAGCAUUUCAAUUCAGAAGAAGAAGAAUGUGGAACAAUUUUUUGGGAUAUUUUUUUUGUUUGUUUUUUUACGCUGACGUAAGGGAAAAUCGCGGAUUUAAAAUUAGUAUUUAAGCAUUCCCACUUUGUAAAUAUGUAAAUAAAGUAGCUUGUUUUAAAGGAAAAAAAUCUAUUCGAUCUGUACAGAUUUCAUCCAUAUUUUGUAGAUCAUGUACAUAUGUAAAUUGCAUUAAAUCGUGUACUUAUAAAUUUUUAAA